UUAUAUUUAUCAUUAUCACAGUGGUAAAUAUUCAUAUUUUUCAGUUUUUGAUUCUACAUACUGUAUAGACUUUUAAAGAUAAAGAGAAAAUACAUUACAAUUAAAUGACUCUUUUUCAUUUUGGAAACUGUGUUGCCCUCAGCAUUGGACCUCACUUACUUUUGUAUAGGAGCUCAGGGUUAUCAGAUUACCAUACCUUAUGGCACUUAGGAAAGUCUGUUUUAGCAUAUAUUAUUACGCAAAUGUGCAAGAUGCUUAUCCUUGCAACUUUUUUUCCUCUAAAUGAUAAUAACUCUCUGCAAGGCGAUUUUCUAGGCGAAUUCAUGAAGUCUACAAUAGACCUUAGUGACUUACUUGGGUUACAUUUGUUAAUGAAUCGAAUCUCUGGAUCAGGCGAAUUAAAAGUUCUAGUAUCAGGGUUAGGAUGGGCAAGCUCUGAGUUUUGUAUGACAAAAUUGUUACCUUUGUGGUUUGGUGCUCGUGCAAUAGAGUUUGACUGGGUGCAUACUCGAAGUAGUUUUGAUACAAACAUUACUUUGGUAUUGUACUUAACUAUUGCUGCUCUGAUAUGGCUCAGAACACGAAAAGAUCUUCAAAAAAUAUAUAUUCCAGUUGUAUUCAUAAUGUUGAUACUUUGUUGUUAUCGAUCUUAUGUUUUAGAGAUUGCUUCUCAUAUAUUUGGUUUAAGUUCUUGGAGUUUAUUAUUGUUCAAAGCAGCAUACACGUGUGGAUUAGCAGUCAUAGCGUUACAAAUGUGUGUCAGUCUAUCAAAAAAUACAAAAACAUACUGAAACUUUUUACUUAAUGAUAGUUUUAAAAAGAAUUUUUGAUUUAAAUGAUUUUAAGACCAAAAUUAUAUUACUAAAUUCAA
Messenger RNA from Hydra vulgaris (swiftwater hydra), 871 nucleotides. RefSeq names its product BOS complex subunit TMEM147. NCBI's taxonomy places the organism in Eukaryota, Metazoa, Cnidaria, Hydrozoa, Anthoathecata, Hydridae. The record is from RefSeq and is a predicted model, not a curated record.